Molecule: messenger RNA, 956 nt
Organism: Botrytis cinerea B05.10
Lineage: Eukaryota; Fungi; Ascomycota; Leotiomycetes; Helotiales; Sclerotiniaceae
Exons: 2
Coding region: 103-606 (167 amino acids)
Biological process (GO): regulation of DNA-templated transcription
Molecular function (GO): DNA-binding transcription factor activity
Source: RefSeq, a predicted model, not a curated record
GAAGUAUCUGAAGUUCCUUGCAUCACAAGCGAAGAUCCUGACCGCAAUCAAAUCUACAACUUAGAGUUAAAUCUGGAAUCGAUAUCUAAGACGGAACCCAAAAUGUCUUCUUCCCAUCGAUCUUCAUCUAGCAAGGGAAAAAGCUCUUCUUCUGGGAAGUCAAAGCCAAAGCAAGACGAUUGGUCUGGUAUCACAGAUCCAGAAGAGCGAAGAAGGGUGCAGAAUAGGUUAGCACAGAGAAAGUUCCGUGAUAAGACUAAGGCCGACAAAGAGCGUCAGGACCGAGAUGAUGAGAACCGUGCCCACGCAGGCCAUUCUUAUCACACAGCUGACUCGAAUGAUGUAUACUAUGACACUGCCGACGCCGGUGGCUCUCCAUGGGGCUCUGUCUCUAUGAAGCAUGUUGUUUCGAAAGGCAGAGCUCAAGAGGAUGCAUCUAGACACGGGUCUCGGCCAGACGACGAGGCAAGCUAUUAUGGAAACCCCGACGCAGCCUAUGAAGCGGAAGGUUAUUACAGAGAAGAAGCGGCUUCCUAUGAGGAUGAUCGAGCCUAUUACGAUUAUGGGAGUGCAGCUGGCAGUGGUAGCGGAACUUCAGGUUAUUGAUCAAACCAAUAUGACUCAACUGGUCACUGGGUAAAAGUCACGACGGUGUGCGACCCGGAACGACCUAAUUAUAUUUCAUGACCUCGAAGGAUUUUCAGGCUGCUUUUGUAGCCUGAGUCACUCGCUGUAUGAAAUUCUUAGACCUUUUCUAUUUAUUCUCCACCUUCAUUGAAGAGCUCAUCUUUAUCGAUACACCCGGCGGACAAGCAACGAAAAGGAGGAUAGAUUUAACGACACCAUUCCUCGAUCUCAUGACAUUUACGCAAUUUGUUACUACCUUUCUUUCAUUUCAGUUUCAGCUUUUUCCUUUCCGGCAGAAAUUAAUUGAUGCCUGUUUUCAUGUAAUACCA